GCACUCCAUUGAGAGCGAGAUAAGACUGAAACGGAGCAUAGCCCUCAUCACUACGCACUACAGGCUAUACCCUAAAACAGCCUCAGCCAGGCUAUAGUAUAUUUAGCGGUGAUAUCGAAUCCUCCUUUCCACAAUUUCCAUCUUCUGAUACUCUUGAGAUUCUCUAAAACAUGCAUCACCAACGCGAAGGAUUCGGACGACGCGAGGGACGAGAAGAACGUUUCCAAGAUCGCCGCGAACAAUUCGGGGAGCGUCUCCAGGACCGCCGCGAAGCGCUCGAAGAGCGUCGAUUCGGACAUGGGCGUCACGGAGAUCAUUCAGAAGAGCGUCGACAUGAACGAUUCGAAGACCAUCGCCGCGACCCGGAUCAGCAGCAGUAUGCACCCCCGUCUGGAGGGUUCAACAGGGCGGAUUUCGUCUCUGAUGAAGAGUUUAAGAGGAUGAUGCAUCAUGAUGGCGGCGGCGCGGGGUUCGAACAAUCCCGCAGGGGAGGUAAUGUUAUCGGUCCUGAGGACUUUGGAGAAUGGGAUCGACAGAGACCACCUCAGAACGCUGGUUACCAAGAAUCAUACCAGCAGCAGUCCGUCCCUCACGAACAGCGCACAUCUGGCUAUGAGAGCGGCGCAUAUGCUCAGCCUUCUCGCAACCAGUAUUCUGUCCCAGAAUCGGUGGACCCACGUUAUGGAAGUAACGUGUAUGCACCCCCUGCUGGUCCUCCUGGUGCAUCAUCCAUUCAUGCGCCAGCGGGAGGUUAUGCUCCACCUCCUGGGCCGCCACCUCCAGGUACUAGACCUUCACAUGGAUACGAUGCUUCUCCUCAAGGAGGAUCGGGCCGAGGUGCUGCGAGUGAUUAUUACAAUGGGCCUCCGCCAGGUCAAUCAGCACAGACAUACUCGCACACCCCAGAUAACGCAAACGCUUAUGACGACUCCCCUAACCCACCUCGCUACCAGCCUCAACCCUCAGACGGGUUCGACGAUGAUAAUUAUAAAUCCCAUUUCUCUGCUCACGCUCAGGCGUAUGGGUAUGUUCUUUCCUUGUUGAUUCGAGCUAGAUUGAGCGUCAUUUCUUGUAGUUCCGAUCAUGAUGGCAAGCCAAUGGCGAAUGAUGCUAUUGGCGCAGCUGCCGCUAUUGAGGCGCUGAAGCUCACGGCUGCAAAUAACCAGUCGGGUAACAGGCCGCAGCAGGGAGGUAGACCACAGGGUGGAUUCCAUACCGACGCGAACGCUCCGCAUGCGACACCAUCUACCGGCGGUGCGCAGCAGUCAUCAGACAUGGGUGGGAGACCGAGUGGUGGGAAGCCUCAGGGGCGGCCACAGAAUGCGGAACCUGAGUCUGAGUCUGACGACGAGGGGCCGGCUGCUAAAGCACAGGCUUCUGCAGGAGGUGGUGGCAUGCAGGGCAAGAUCGCUGCCCUGGCGAUGGCCCAGGCAGGUAAACUCUUCGACAAGAAGGGCGGGGGAGACAGCCAAGGAAAGACGCAAGCUAUGCAAUCAGCUGCAGCAACUGCAAUGCGCUUAAUGGGAGAGUACAAGUCGACGGGUAAGGUAAACAUGGAGCCAGGGGAGAUGCAGAAGCUUAUGGGGGUUGCGAUGUCGCUGUUCUGAAGAGUAACACUGAUUGGCGGCAGAAUUCGAAAUUGAUCUUGCAGUCGUGUAUCUACAAUUCGAACACAUUUAGUACGGUUUCGAUGUGUUUUUUAAACGUCUGAUUAUACACGACGAGCCUCAUGCUUAAUUUUCCAUAGUCGUUGGUCUCUUGCUUGGUGCAACGUUCGUCCGACCACCAUGGUUGCGAGUUGUUGUUCCAGAGCGUAUAUGUCCUGAAUACAGAUAAGCCUGGAUGACUGGUCAUCGUACCAUUUUGAGACUGCCACAGAAUUGUGC
This is a messenger RNA of Suillus fuscotomentosus, 1886 nucleotides long. RefSeq lists its product as uncharacterized. The coding region runs from base 171 to 1607 and encodes 478 amino acids. The record is from RefSeq and is a predicted model, not a curated record. Lineage: Eukaryota; Fungi; Basidiomycota; Agaricomycetes; Boletales; Suillaceae. The transcript has 6 exons.